AUGCAUCUCAGGGCCAUAACCUUGUUGGUCGCCUCCUUGACAUUGGCUCAGGCGCAGGCACGCCCCGAUGGUAUGCUGUACCGACGACAGUAUGGCAAUGACACUACAUCGUCCGAUAUCACUACCACAAUCGCUACUCCUGCUGCUAUCGAUGCUGCGCUGUCAACCAGCAGCGUUGCCACAACGACCACGGCAGACACUGGUGUCGGAUUGACGAGCAGUACUACAAGUACCACCACAACAACCUCAUUGUCCACUAGCACCAGCGCCGUGGCGGCUACCACAACUGCGGAUUUGGCUUCGUAUACCACCACCGCCGCCGCCGACGAUGCGGUUGUGACUGCGACGACAACAACCACUUCGUCGAGUAUCGAUACCGCGAACGAUGUUGUUGCCUCAACUACGACAACUACAACUACCACGGCCACAGCUACCACGAACACAACCACCACGACUACAACUGCCACACCCACAACUGCUGUAGCCGCCGACAACACGACUUCAAUCGACGUUGCUACGAGCUCUUCUACUUCAAGCAGCACCACGACGAGCGUCAGGGGUAAAAAGAAGAAAACGACAUCUUCACUGGCAACGAGCACUACUGCCACUGCGGUCGUCACAUCCAAUUCCACUACUAGUACGUCGAGUACAGAUGAAGUAGAGGGCAUCUCGACUUCUUCGUCUGGCACGACAACUAGUACUAGCACUGCCGAAAUGGAGAACGUUUCAAGCCCGUCAACUUCAAGUAGCGUGACUGCAGAAGUCACAACACCUCCGGCCGAGGGUGCCGUGGUGGCAGCGAAGACUACAGAUAGCGCAAAUAUCCCUGCCGACAUGACUCAAACCUCAAGCGAGGCCGUCGAAGUCAGUACCACUGUCGAGGACAAGACUUUUACCAUGACUAUUGGAUCUGGACCGUCCGCAUCUGUUGUUACCACGACAAUCCGCCAGACGAAGACAUUUUAUGUCACGAGUGUCGUGUAUGCCACCAUCACUAAACCAUCUCCAACUGGUGCAAAUGUAGGCGCUGGCGGCGUUGGGGCUUCACAAAACCAAGCAGUUGGUGUCACGCCCACAGCUGGGGACGGGACAACCACGAUCACCAUGGUGUCUACCACUACGGAGACGGUUACUGUUGUGCCUGCGACUACUGGAGUUGCCGCCGAUGCGGGGGGUGCUUGUGGUGUUUCGUACGUGACGGUAACAGAGACGAUCCAAAGCACCGUCACUGUUACUGCAGAGCCCACGCUGAGCAAGCCAUCGGUCGCGAACCAAGCGCAAGAGACGUCUCCCAGUGCCAGUAUCAGUGCCAGUACCAGUGCAAGCACGAGCGCCAGCACGACCACGACCACGAGCUCCAGCACAUCUACCACGGGAGCUCCGUAUACUUUUGGAAACGGCACCGAGUCGCAUAAUCUGAACUUGGCGAGCUCUGGGUUUAUGACGGUUUCGCGAUUCGCCAGGGAAACAGCGACGGGGUUCAAGCCUUGA
Messenger RNA from Exophiala spinifera, 1491 nucleotides. RefSeq lists its product as uncharacterized. The transcript has a single exon. The record is from RefSeq and is a predicted model, not a curated record. Bases 1 to 1491 code for a protein of 496 amino acids. NCBI's taxonomy places the organism in Eukaryota, Fungi, Ascomycota, Eurotiomycetes, Chaetothyriales, Herpotrichiellaceae.